Erinaceus europaeus (western European hedgehog) is the source of this 3849-nucleotide messenger RNA. RefSeq names its product activating transcription factor 6 beta (gene ATF6B). Gene Ontology annotation, cellular component: nucleus. Gene Ontology annotation, molecular function: RNA polymerase II cis-regulatory region sequence-specific DNA binding; DNA-binding transcription factor activity, RNA polymerase II-specific. Gene Ontology annotation, biological process: endoplasmic reticulum unfolded protein response; regulation of transcription by RNA polymerase II. The record is from RefSeq and is a predicted model, not a curated record. NCBI's taxonomy places the organism in Eukaryota, Metazoa, Chordata, Mammalia, Eulipotyphla, Erinaceidae. The transcript has 18 exons. Bases 44 to 2143 code for a protein of 699 amino acids.
GCCUUGGAAUUCGUCUCAUGGUCGGGGGGGGCGGGGGCUAAAGAUGGCGGAGCUGAUGCUCCUCAGUGAGAUUGCGGAUCCGACGCGGUUUUUCACCGACAACUUGCUGAGCCCGGAGGACUGGGACUGCGCCCUGUACACCGGCCUGGAUGGAGUGGCUGAGGAGCAGACGCAGCUCUUCCGUUACCCAGAGCAGGAUGUCCCGUUUGGCAGUAGCUCCCUCGACGUGGGGAUGGAUGUCAGUCCCCCUGAGCCCCCGUGGGACUCCCUGCCCAUCUUUCCAGAUCUACAGGUGAAGUCUGAGCCAUCCUCCCCCUGCUCUUCCUCUUCCCUCAGCUCUGAAUCAUCACAUCUUUCCACAGAACCCUUCAGCCAGGUCUCUGGUGUAGGAGAUGUGCUAGUUGUGAAGACAGAAUCAUUGGCACCCCCGCUCUGCCUCCUGGGCAAUGAUCCUACAUCCCCAUUUGAAGCCGUCCAGAUCAAUGUGGGCCCCACCUCUGAUGAUCCAUCAGAUGUCCAGCCAAAGAUUGAACCUGUCUCUCCAUGUUCCUCCAUCAACUCUGAGGCUUCUCUGCUCUCAGCAGAAUCCCCCAGUCAGGCUUUUAUAGGAGAGGAGGUGCUGGAAGUGAAGACAGAGUCCCCAUCCCCUCCAGGAUGUGUCCUGCAGGAUGUCCCAGGUCCCCCACUUGGAGCUGUCCAGAUCAGCAUGGGCCCAUCUGAUGGCACCUCAGGCAAAGCCCCACCCACCCGAAAGCCACCUCUGCAGCCCAAGCCUGUAGUGAUAACUACUGUCCCAAUGCCAUCCAGAGCUGUGCCUCCCAGCACCACUGUCCUUUUGCAGCCUCUUGUCCAGCCACCUCCAGUGUCCCCAGUUGUCCUCAUCCAAGGUACUAUUCGAGUCCAGCCUGAAGGACCAGCUCCCCCUGCCUCUCGGCCUGAGAGGAAGAGCAUUGUUCCAGCUCCUAUGCCUGGGAACUCCUGCCCACCUGAAGUGGAUGCAAAGUUGCUGAAGCGGCAACAGCGAAUGAUCAAGAACCGGGAGUCUGCCUGCCAGUCCAGGAGAAAGAAGAAAGAGUAUCUGCAGGGAUUGGAGGCUCGGCUGCAGGCUGUGCUGGCCGACAACCAACAGCUUCGCCGGGAGAAUGCUGCCCUCCGGCGGCGGCUAGAGGCCCUGCUGGCUGAGAACAGCGAACUCAAGCUAGGGUCUGGAAACAGGAAGGUGGUCUGCAUCAUGGUCUUCCUUCUCUUCAUUGCCUUCAACUUUGGGCCUGUCAGUAUCAGUGAGCCUCCUCCGGCUCCCAUUUCUCCUCGGACAAGUGGGGAGGAACCUCGCUCCCGGCGACACUUGCUGGAGUUUUCAACACAAGAGCUGGUUCAUGGAUUCCAGCCCCUACAGGACUCUUCUCUGGCUCAGAAGGAGCCCCAGCCCAGCCCUGCAGACCGACCAAGUUUCAGGAACCUGACAGCUUUUCCUGGGGGCACCAAGGAGUUGCUACUGAGAGACCUAGACCAGCUUUUCCUCGCCUCUGAUUGCCGGCACUUCAACCGAACUGAGUCUCUAAGGCUUGCUGAUGAGCUGAGUGGUUGGGUCCAGCGCCACCAGAGAGGCCGGCGGAAAACCCCUCAGAGGGCUCAGGAAAGACAGAAGUCUCAGCUACGGAAGAAGUCACCUCCAGUUAAGGCGGUUCCCACCCAACCCCCUGGGCCCCUAGAAAGGGAUUCUGUGGGUCAAUUGCAGCUGUAUCGUCACCCAGAUCGUUCACAGCCAGAGUUCCUGGAUGCAAUUGACCGACGGGAAGACACAUUUUACGUUGUCUCCUUCCGAAGGGACCACUUGCUACUCCCAGCCAUCAGUCACAACAAGACUUCUCGGCCCAAGAUGUCACUGGUGAUGCCUGCCAUGGCCCCCAAUGAGACCCUGUCAGGUCGAGGAGCUUCAGGAGACUAUGAGGAAAUGAUGCAGAUCGAGUGUGAGGUCAUGGACACCAGGGUGAUUCACAUCAAGACCUCCACAGUGCCCCCCUCACUUCGAAAGCAGCCGUCCUCAACUCCAGGCAAUACUACAGGUGGCCCCUUGCCAGCUUCUGCAGCCAGCCAAGCCCACCAGACCACCCAUGAGUCCCUCUACCUCAACCAUCCCUGACCUCCAUGACUCACACUGACUUAGAACGAGGGGGGUGGAGGGAGGGGUUACUAAGUGGGACUAUUCCUAAUUGCCCUGGUCCCUAGGUUUGGGGAAUUGGUAAAAGAAAGACAAGGUGUGGGGGCGGCUAAAGCACUUAUUUGGAGGUUAUGGACAGUCACCAUUCUUCUUACAAUUUUUUUAAAAUAAUAGAUCCCCUCUCAUUUCUGUGAACCCCCCAGUCUUUACUUCUUUAAGGGUAUUGAGUUAGGUUAAUUUUUUGAGGUGAACACUUUUUAUUCUUUUCUCUUUCUGUUGGGGGUGAGUGGGAAUUUAGUCCCCAGGUGGGACAAGGGAAAUUUUUUACAUUUUGGAGCUAGUUAACUAGGAGUAAAACAGGAGUGGUGGGCAGAGAUGAGGCCUGUGUAUGUGUACAUCUUUUUUAUUAUUAAAUAAACAAUUUGGAGAGAGUUAAAAGAAUAAUGGAUGCCUUCCAGGCUCAUGGUGGUGAGUCUGGGGGGAAAGUAGCUUCCACAGGGCUAGUAACAAAAAACCAAGCAGAAGACUGAAGACAUAGCUGGCUCUGGAUGGGGUGGGUGUGGUAUCACAAACCUCAUCAUCCCCUUGCCCUCACCCCUGUAACACUGAGUUAUGUCUGUGUCUAGCAAGGGGGCCAGGGGAGGGGUGUCCCAUGGUGUGACAUGGAGGAUACAGAUCCCUGGAAUGUGUCUGGGUAAACAGGAAGCACAGGGGGCCCCACGCCCUUCAGGGUGAGCAGCCUCUCUUAGUCCCUUGCACUCUAGCAGGUUCUCUCCCCCCCCUUGCUUUCCAGGAGGAACAGCUCAAACAAACAACAGAGCUGGGGCCAGAGGGCUAUGAGCCCGGAAAGGAGGGACCGCAGUGGAGGGGGGAUGAUAUGAGGAGACAGUAGGGGUAUUGAUCAUCUUAGCCCUAAACUGGGAAAGACUAGGAUUUGAGAAUCCAGUUAAGAAAACUCUGUGCGUCCUAAUAAGGAGACUAGGGAGCAGAACAGAGGGUGAGGGGCCAAAUCUCAUUCAACCUGCAGGGAUCCCCAUCGCGGCUCCUGUCCAGCAGUGCGUCAGGUCCGGCCCUGCAGGAGUGUCCUGGGUCAGCUGGAGGGUGUGGGUUUGGCCUCGGCACUAUGCCCAGAUGACUGGACAGGCUGCCUGGGCCACAAGCCCAGGCUUGAAGGAAAAGGGGGGGGGAAUCUCACGUGUCCAGCCAGGCCCCCCUUCCCCAUCACUGUGUUUGGGGUGAAAACAGACCAAGUAACUAUGACAACUUGGAACUAGGGCUCCCAGGAACUAGGCCUCACAUCCCUCCAGAGGGCAGUCCUGGCUCCUCAGCUGGUGCUUCCUGUCCCAAGGUCCCCUGAGUCUUUCCCAACCUUAUCCAGGCUGGGUGUGCAAGGGGAACAAAGGGGCAGAUCACCUGAGUUGGGGUUCUCUGAUACGAAACCUAAAUGCUCUGAACCUUAGUUUCUGCAUCUGUAAGAUGGGAUAUUCUACCUACUCAAAGCUGAUAAAGUGAAAAAUGAAAAAAAAAAAAGUGAAAAAUGAUAUUCUUGCGUGAGCUGGGGUAAAGUUCAGGCCUUGCAUGCCUGAAGCUCCCAGUUCAAUCCCAGUGCCACAUGUACUAGAACAGUGCUCUGAUUUUUCUCCGUUUCUUGUGUAUAAUAUGAAAUAGAUAAAACAAGUCCUUUUAAA